Molecule: messenger RNA, 5432 nt
Organism: Paramisgurnus dabryanus
Lineage: Eukaryota; Metazoa; Chordata; Actinopteri; Cypriniformes; Cobitidae
Gene: specc1lb
Product: sperm antigen with calponin homology and coiled-coil domains 1-like b
Molecular function (GO): protein binding
Source: RefSeq, a predicted model, not a curated record
CAUAGUAAGGUAAUACGGAGGACAAUGGAUGAUGGUUUUAUUGCUACAAACAGAGCAGAAGAACUAAGAGUUUCAAACAUUUGGCUUUUCUCUGUGUGUUUAGUAGCUGCCAUUCUGUAUUUGGUGCUACAAAGCCAAGUUUAUUUUUAUAACAGCCCCCAAUAAUUGCAAAAGGGGCAGCUAAUGUAAACUACUACUGACAAACAUGCACUGUAAAAAAUGAUCCUAAAAAUGUUGCCAUAAGUUUGUAAGACCCCUUUAAGAUAAUAAUUGAGUUGAAACAGAUAUUAAUGCAAGUACAUUGAAUUCAAAUACAGUUUUCUUUACUUUCGUUUUUAAGGAGUUUCUAGUUUUCAAGCAUCUUUAAUGCGCACAGCUGUUGUGUUUUCUCUAGCCUCGGGUCUUGGAUUGUUGCAUGAGACGUUUAAAGCCUUUUAAGGCCAGAUCGAGUUGGUCAGCUCUUCCAACGGGUCUUUCCUCCACCCAUGAUGAUGUGAUAAGAAAGGCAGUUCCAUCCUCUCUGACCUCCUCCAAUCAAACAGUGUUGUAUGCAUUUAAAUGCUGGCCAAUGACCGUUUUCCCCUAAAGUGUCUGAGUUGACAGUGAGUAAGUCUGCAUAAAUAGAACCCUUAGGGACCGUAAUGUUACAUUCCAACCGUCUCAAAACGAAACGCAGACUUGUAGACGAUGUGUUCACCUAGGAAAAUAACCAGCGCUGGAGUAAGAUUACGUUGUAAAUGUAUCAAGAACUUGGACCCAAGUAUGAAAAAGGCGACCAAGUCCACGGCCGCCUCCUCCAGAACCUCAGUGGGCACUAAAGCCCUCGGCAGAUCAGAAGGAAGCAGCAUUAUGGGCACAGGUGGCAAGAUGACGAACAAAACCCAGAAUUCAGCUUCACUAUCUAAGGCAAAAAGUAAUGAUGAUCUUCCAGCAGUGAGUGCAGGAAGUGGAGUUACCAACAGUAACCCUACAACUCGAAACAAGAGAGGUACCUCUCAGAGCACCAACAGCACUGAGAUCCAGACCAGGUCCAAGACCAGCUCAGGUCUAUCAGGAAGGCGUGCAACGUCAUCCACGACCAAGGAUCCAAGCACAACCCGGGAGAACUUGCGAGAACGUUCCAAAGUCAGCGCUGCCAAAAAGCUUGCCGGACCCACCGACGCUAUGCCUCAAAAACGAUCACGAUGCCGCAGUGUGGUUGAGUCAGAAUCCCGGAUGAGCAAAUCCCGCUCAGACAGCCAGAUAAGCAAUAAAGCAGUGCUGGAGUGUAGAGUAAAAGACCUGAUGGGUCUUGCCAAGAGUAAAGAUCUAGAGAUCCUGCAUCUCCGUUCUGAACUUAGAGGUAUGAGAGCUCAGCUUGGCCUGGAAGACCUUAAAGCUCCCAAUCAAGAAGAAGGGUCUGAGGAGACCAAGCAGACCCAGGAGAAGGAGGUUUGUCCUGUAAUAAGUGCCACAGAUGUAGAGUCAACACUUCUUCUCCUUCAAGAUCAAAACCAGGGCAUCCUCGAUGAGCUAAACAUGUUGAAAAGUGAAAACCGAAUGUUGAAGGAUCGCCUAAAUGCUCUUGGCUUCUCGCUGGAGCACCGCCUGGAAAGUCCAGAUAAAGCCAUGCGCUUUCCUUCUCUUAGUCCUGAGCCUAUAGCUGGAGGUACCGGCAGUCACAGCGAAAACGGCACUGGCGGUAUGCGGGCAUCUUUUGCUGAAGGCUCCACUGAAGACCUGCUGUCAGAACCGAGACGUGUUGGUUCUCCUGAUGCAGUUGACAGCGAGUGCAGUGAGGCCUACCAGCCAAUUACCUCCAGCGAUGAUGCUCUGGAUGCCCCAUCGGGUUCUGGAUCAUCUUCGGAAUCAGAAGGUGGGCCACCAAGCAGAGAACAUUCGCGUAGGGGCAGCAGCGGGAACACCAGCGAAGUUUCGGUAGCUUGCUUGACUGAGCGCAUCCACCAAAUGGAAGAGAACCAGCACAGCACAUCAGAAGAACUCCAGGCCACACUGCAGGAGCUUGCUGACUUGCAGCAGAUCACGCAAGAGCUCACUACAGAAAACGAACGUUUGGGUGAAGAGCGUGCCAUUUUGGUUGACUCCCUCUGUCAGCAAGGGGAGCGUCUGGAUUUGUACGGAAGACAGAUGGAUUAUUUCCGCGGCCUGCUUGACGAGCACUGCGUGACUUAUGCCAAAGAUGAUGAAGACGCCAAAAGUGGACGAUACAUGGAAUUGGAGAGGCGAUAUGCCGAGUUAAACGAGGGCUCGCGUUUCGAGAGGGAGCAGCUCUUAGGCGUGCAGCAACAGCUGAGCAGUGCACUUAAGAUGGCAGAACAGGAGAACGCGGAAGCUCAAGGCCUAAUGGCAGCGUUGAAGGAACGCAUCCAUUCGACGGAGAGAGCUGUGGAAAUGGAGCGGAGGGAGCGGGCCCUUGCCUCAGCAGAGCUGGAAACAUUGAGGGGGGUGUCCGAAGGGGAGCAGGUGGAGUUGGACCGCUGCAGAAUUCAGCUUGACCAAGAGAGGCAGAGAGUUGCCCAGCUCCUCUCCAUUCACAAUGCUGGGGAUAAGAGCGACAUUCGCCACCUGCUGGAUAGCGAGAGGAUAGACAAGGAGCGAGCGGAGACCAAAGCAGCUCAACUGCAAGAGGAACUGGGACACACUCGGAGUGAAGCUGCCCAUCUGCAGGAAGCGAUUAGCAAGUUUACAUCUUCCAUCAUUAUCCAUCCUAAACACAUAUCCUUGUGUAUGCUGAAGUUGGAGGGUGAGUUCCGGGCAUUUCGUGAUGACGUCCAGGCGCAGUUAGCCGAGCAAAAGCGUCUUCUGGAGCAGCAGUGCUCUGAGCUGGAGGAGAAGGACACUGAGAUCGCCGACAUGAAAGAGACCAUCUUUGAGCUCGAGGAUGAAGUCGAGCAGCAUCGUGCUGUCAAGCUCCAUGACAACCUUAUCAUCUCUGACCUUGAGAAUUCCAUCAAAAAGCUUCAUGAUCAGGAAUAUGACAUGGAAAAGGAGAUUAAGGUUCUUCACCGGAAAUUACGGGAAGAAUCAGCUGAGUGGCGGCAGUUCCAGGCCGAUCUGCAGACGGCCGUCGUCAUCGCCAACGACAUCAAGACAGAAGCUCAGGGAGAGAUCGGGGACCUGCGUCGGCGCUUACAGGAAGCUCAGGAGAAAAAUGAGAAAAUGAAUAAAGAGCUGGAUGAACUUAAGAACCGGAAACAGGAAGAGGAGCGAGGACGUGUGUAUAAUUACAUGAAUGCCGUAGAGAGGGACCUGGCCGCUCUGAGGCAGGGGAUGGGCCUGAGUCGACGUUCCUCAACUUCCUCUGAACCAUCGCCCACUGUCAAAACACUCAUUAAGAACUUUGAUAGCGCCUCACAAGGUCCUGUUCCUGCCAGUCCUACAGCUGCGGCUGUUACCGCUACAGUUGCGAUCUCCAGAACCCCUCUCAGCCCCAGCCCGGUCAAAACCCCUCCAGCCGCUGCCGUCUCUCCCAUACAGAGACACACUAGUAGCUCAACCAAACCUCUGUCAUCUCUGCUGGACAAGAGACCAAGCUACACAGACCUGAGUAUCCCAGCAGACCACCUCCUCCGAACAUCACCCGUUACACGCGGUGGAUGUGGCCUCCAGAGGGUGCCCAACAUGGACUCGUCCAAGUCUAUAUCAGUUUCUCGCAGAAGCAGCGAGGAGUUGAAAAGAGAUUUGUCGGUCACCGAUGCAUCAACUCCAUCGUCGAUCAUUGCGUUAGGCUCCUCCUCUCCUCAGCUAUCCCUGUCUUCGAACUCCUCACCAACCGCCUCCGUCACGCCCACCUCACGAGGGCGUUUACGAGAAGAGAGGAAAGACCCGCUGUGCGCGUUAGCCAGAGAAUAUGGAGGAUCCAAGAGGAAUGCUCUGCUCAGGUGGUGCCAAAAGAAGACUGAAGGUUAUCAGCAGAACAUCGACAUCACGAACUUCAGCAGCAGCUGGAACGAUGGCUUGGCUUUCUGCGCCAUUCUUCACACCUACCUACCGGCUCAUAUCCCAUACCAUGAACUCAACGGCCAGGACAAGAGGCAAAAUUUCACACUGGCCUUUCAGGCGGCAGAAAGCGUGGGGAUUAAGUCUACACUGGACAUUGGUGAAAUGGUGCACACAGAAAGACCCGACUGGCAGCGUGUCAUGACCUACGUAACGGCCAUUUAUAAGUACUUUGAGACUUGAGAAUCUUCUAAAAUUGUUAAACUACAACAUCUGCCAAAACUACAUAUCCCAGAUGCUGGACUGUGGGUGGGGGGAGCUUGACCAUCCCAAAACUGCCAACAUUUAGCUCAAACAGCCAUAUGUCCAGCUUGGUAUUGCCAAACUUUAUUGUCCUGACGAUCAAAGGCGCAUAACAAUGUGCCAGCCAAGCAGCAAAAAUGAAAAUAUGAAUAGAUUGCCUUUUAAAUGUGCCUUGUUUUUGUAGUUUUAUCAUGAGGGUGCCCUGUAUAGCAGUAUUCAGUGUUAGACUAGUAGUUUACUAGUUUAAAUCAGUAUUUAUUUAUAUGCCACAACAGACAGGUUUUAUUUGGUUAACCGAAAUAAGCUUUCAAGUAAAUGUUCCGGGGUCCUUACUUUGUGUUGCAAUAAUAAUGUUGUCUUUGUACUCUUUAUAUACACUAAAUGAAAGCUAAUUUUGAAUGUAUAUGUAAUUUAAAAUGAAUCUACUUUGUUUUUGUUUUUUUGGAUGAUGGCCAUUCCCAGCGUUAAUCACUUGCUGCAAGAACUUUAUUGUUAAAUAAAAUCAGUGAAAAUAAAAUGCAUGGCUGCUUUUUUUGGUUUCACAGGAUGUUUUCGGUGUAUCUGACCUCUUUGUUAGCACUACUUAUUGUUUUUUGACGUGUAAGACCAGCUGGGUUCUGGAAGCUUGCUGAUUCAGUUUGAGUUUGUUUUAUGGCUAUUAAAGCACAAGGAUGAAUUUGUUUCUACCCAGAUUAAAUGUGAAUCUGUCCAUCCACACUGUCAAUACAUGGUUUGUUUUAUCAGCGUUCAUUGUACCUCUUCUAUACUCUAAGAAAUAAAGGUACAAAAGCUGUCAAUGGGGCGGGACCCUUUUAAAAACUACAACUUUUUAUUUAAAGGAUGCAUAUUACCCUCAAUGGGUAAAUGGAACAUCAUAGGAAAUUUUUUUAAAGGUGACAGCUUUUGUAAUUUUAUUUCUGAGAGUGUCUUUUGGCACAAAAUGGAAACUUUGCCUUAUGUGUACAAGAAGAAAGCUUAAAAGCACAAUUAUCACAUCUGAGGUGAGGUUUAACUUGCUUUGCUUUUUUAGUGCACUGCCUUCAUUUUUAAGAUUAUGUUCAUGGUUCAAUUAACAUCUUGUAAAGACUAUUUCAAUCAUCCUUGAAGGGAUGGGAUCCAAUUAAGUCCUUUGUUCAUGUACAAAAGGAAUUUUAUGUAAAUCAAUAAAAAACUUUUUUUGUUUAAAGCUG